CUCAUUCUCGUCAGCGAUGAGAUGGAGAUUGAGAGGGAUAGCCUUGGAAAUAUUUUAUUUCCUCUGGCUUCGUAACGUGGACAACGGGCGAUAUUUCAAAUUUUAGCGAUUUCUCGUUUUCUCUAUUCCAAGACAUGGUGCUUACAAAUUUCACCGGCCCUGGUAUUGGUUUGGGUUUUGGAAUUGGUUGCGGUUUUGGAGUUGGAUGGGGUUUUGGAGGAAUGCCGCUCCCCAUAUUAGGUAUGGGCGUAGGUGGAGGUUGUGGAGUAGGAUUUGGCCUUGGGUGGGGAUUUGGAAGUGGCUUUGGUAGCCAAUAUAGGAGCUCUAAGGUCAUAUUUAAUGGCAUCCAAUUUGAUGAAAAGGGUGACAAUGAUAAAUCAAGUGCACAAGCUUCCUCCUCGAAGAUGGUCGAAAAAUGACAUUACAGCAAAAGUGCCAGGUUUUCUGUAGCAAAUUUUUUAGUUUGUCUUGUUUUCCUUUUCUAUCAACUAAGAUCUUAUUACUUAAUAAGUAGUUUCAUGCUGUGUUUUGAUGCUACAAUUUUGAUGAAUUUGUUAAAAACUUUGCUGAAUCGACACCAAAUGAAAAUUCUAGUAAGAGCACAGUGCUGAUCUCUGUAUGCGAUAUGGUCAAUUCAAGAAAACUUUUUAGAUGU
Molecule: messenger RNA, 655 nt
Organism: Phalaenopsis equestris
Lineage: Eukaryota; Viridiplantae; Streptophyta; Magnoliopsida; Asparagales; Orchidaceae
Product: protein TRIGALACTOSYLDIACYLGLYCEROL 5, chloroplastic
Exons: 6
Coding region: 135-419 (94 amino acids)
Source: RefSeq, a predicted model, not a curated record